AUGGAAGUACGUAAAAACGAGAAAGCUAAAAAUGAACGUGAAAACGAGCCAUGUAAACUUGAAAAGCAGAAAUACGGACAGACAUGCAAUGUCAAACGUAACAUUUCUAUGGUUGCACGACGUUGGCUAUGCAAUAUGAUUUCCCUGCAGCAACCAGAACGUUGUGAAAUCGUCAUCACAGCGAAAUGUGCAACUGAAAAAAGGAGAAAAGAGAGUAAUGUUGGCGAAAUGAGGGAAAAAGUGACAGCAAACGAUUACCGAUGGUUAGGAAAAUGGAAAUCAAUAGAAGCUGACACUGUUGUUGUGUGA
Messenger RNA from Acanthocheilonema viteae, 309 nucleotides. The record is from the annotation of a GenBank genome assembly. Lineage: Eukaryota; Metazoa; Nematoda; Chromadorea; Rhabditida; Onchocercidae.